Messenger RNA from Budorcas taxicolor (takin), 1215 nucleotides. Its product is annotated as ETS translocation variant 3-like protein. Gene Ontology annotation, cellular component: nucleus. Gene Ontology annotation, biological process: cell differentiation; regulation of transcription by RNA polymerase II. Gene Ontology annotation, molecular function: sequence-specific DNA binding; DNA-binding transcription factor activity, RNA polymerase II-specific. NCBI's taxonomy places the organism in Eukaryota, Metazoa, Chordata, Mammalia, Artiodactyla, Bovidae. The transcript has 6 exons. The coding region runs from base 1 to 1215 and encodes 404 amino acids. The record is from RefSeq and is a predicted model, not a curated record.
AUGGAGUUACACAAACCUUUUAAAUCCCACGGCCCCCAGGGACUAUGGAGGCAAAAGUCAGAGACAGUCUGCAAGGGGCUGGAGGGGCUGAGGGGAAGAGGAGGCCCAGACGCAGCCCUCGCUCCCUGGGAGUGGACCAUGCACUGCAGCUGCUUGGCCAAGGGCCUCCCUGCCAUCUCCGCGGCUGGUAGCGCCUGGAUCCCAGGCCUGGCCUUCCCCGACUGGGCCUACAAAGCCGAGUCGUCCCCGGGCUCCCGGCAGAUCCAGCUGUGGCACUUCAUCCUGGAGCUGCUGCAGAAGGAGGAGUUCCGCCAUGUCAUCGCCUGGCAGCAGGGAGAGUACGGGGAAUUCGUCAUCAAGGAUCCGGAUGAGGUGGCCCGCCUCUGGGGCCGCAGGAAGUGCAAACCACAGAUGAACUAUGACAAGCUGAGCCGGGCCCUCAGAUAUUACUACAAUAAGAGGAUCCUGCACAAGACCAAAGGCAAAAGGUUCACUUACAAGUUCAACUUCAGCAAGCUCAUCGUCGUCAACUACCCUCUGUGGGAGAUCCGGGCAGCCCCGUCCCCCUGCUUGCUGCUGGGGGCCCCUGCUCUAUUUCAGCCAGCGCUGCUCCCCAUGGGUGUGCAGAGUGAGCUCCUACACAGCAUGCUGUUCCCCCAUCGGGCCAUGGCGGAGCAGCUGGCUGGACAGCGGACCCCUCAAGAGCCACCAGAGGCCUCUGGAAACAAGAAGGGGAGCAGCAGCAGUGUCCACCGACUUGGCUCUGCCCCGGUCCCCUGCCAGCUUGGCCCUUGCUGCCAUCUGGGGAGCCCCCUGAGCGACCUGCCCAGUUUUGCCUCCUUCACCCCUCCCCUACCAUUCGCUGUCCCCUCCAACUGGCCCUGCCGCUCAACACCCUUCUUGCCCCCGGUCGCCCCAGAGCUGCACUUCCCAGGGUCCCCCAUACCAGGCACCCCGCUCCCAGGACCCAUUUGUGCCCCAGCAGCCCAGCAUUUUCCAGAGCUUCCACUGUUGGCCAGACUGGCGCAGGGGGCUGAGGAGAGGCUCCGACUCUGGUCCCUGAGGCCCGAGGGGCUGGAGGUAAAGCCCGAGACCACGUCGGCUCCCAGGGAGGGCUUCUCCUCAGAGAGGCAGGGAGCCAGCACUGGAGAGGAAGGCCCCGCAUCCCCCAGUCUGGCGAGCUUCAAAGUAGCGUGGCCCCUGGAUCCUCCUUAA